AAGACAGGAAACGUAAAAUCCCACACUUCCUCCACCGAAUAAAUUCCCCAAACCCUAGUCUUUCUCUUUCGUCUCUCAGCCGCUCAAGUCGUACCAGAGAGAGCACCAGAUCCAGGAGAAGCAGAAUGACGACCCGCUUCAAGAAGAACCGCAAGAAGCGUGGCCACGUGAGCGCCGGUCAUGGCCGUAUCGGUAAGCACCGCAAGCACCCCGGUGGUCGUGGUAACGCCGGAGGCAUGCACCACCAUCGUAUCCUCUUGGACAAGUACCAUCCCGGGUAUUUCGGAAAGGUCGGUAUGCGAUACUUCCACAAGCUUCGGAACAAGUUCUACUGCCCCAUCGUCAACAUUGACAAGCUGUGGUCGCUAGUCCCAAAUGAAGUCAAGGGAAAGGCCACCAAGGAUUCUGUCCCGAUGAUCGAUGUGACCCAGUUUGGAUACUUUAAGGUUCUCGGAAAGGGGGUCUUGCCGGAGAACCAGCCGAUCGUGGUGAAAGCUAAGUUGGUGUCAAAGAUUGCUGAGAAGAAGAUUAAGGAGGCCGGUGGUGCUGUUGUGCUCACUGCUUAGGUUAGGGUCGAUUUCAGUUUUUGAUCUUGUUGAAGUUAUUGAAAAACUUUCAUUUUCAUUAUUGGGAGUUUAUUAAACUGAGAUAUUCAAUGGCUGCUCUUAGUUUUUGCUUUACAAAAUGCAUAUUUAUGCUUAAUUUGAGAUAUUUUCUUGAUGUUAUCGGCCUUUUUAUGUUGUAGUUUAAUUUUGAAGUUGAAUGAAGUAUGCAAUGUAGG
This is a messenger RNA of Rubroshorea leprosula, 781 nucleotides long. NCBI's taxonomy places the organism in Eukaryota, Viridiplantae, Streptophyta, Magnoliopsida, Malvales, Dipterocarpaceae. The record is from the annotation of a GenBank genome assembly.